UGUCGUAUAAAGCUCAUGUGUGAAAGGCCAAGUGACAAGUCAGAGGCACUAGGAAAGAGAAGUGGAACCUUCAGGAGGAAGAGCCUGAUGGAAGGGAAGGGUCCUCAUCGCAGGCUGCAAAUACUUCUGAGGCCAAGAGGUAUCUCAUCUCUGCAGCUGGCACUGCCUGCUUCUGCCUGUGGCUGCAGUCAACUGGGAACGACUGAUAAGGAGCAGGGCAACUGAGGCACAGAAGUCAAGAAACUUCGCAAGGAUGUUGUUAGACUUUCCUUGUCUACAACAAGUGACGGAGAGAAACUGUUUCAAGGAGGAAAGGAGUGUUUUGGCUUGCUUCCGGCCUCUUCAGUCCAGGCUUGGUGGUCCUCAGGAUGCUGUGGAAGGAGGCACGGGCCCUGUCUGGUUCUUCAGGACUUGCUCCAGAAUCGCCACCUUGGCCAUGCCUACAAAGCAUGUGCUGACAUGCUGACACAGGUGUGGAUGUGGCUUCCUGCAAAGAGAAGAAUGAAUUGCCAGUGCCCUGGUUGGUUGAGAGAGUCAUGAGAAUGUGAUGAGAAGAGCACUAAGAAUUCUGAUGGCCUGUGGCGUGAUGGACAUCUGGCUGUCACUGAGCUGCCACAUUGAGCCACAGCUGCAAGGAAGCUGAGUGCACAGUGAGGCCAUGUCUGAAGAAGCAGUUAGAGUGGGUUUUAGCCCCCACCCUUCCUGAUCCCUGCAAAGCAGGAUACCUGCAGGGAGGCAAAGUGGAGAAGCUAGUAGACCACUUAGUGCCUGCCCUGCUCUUCGGAGAUGCUGUGUUUGUCCCAGUGUUUCUGGGGACAUACCGCACUUUCACGACUGCCCAUCACGUGUUGAACCUGCUGUUCAACAGAUACAGUCAUUUCCUUGAAUAUGAGGAGGAGAAGGCAGGCGCGCAGGAGCACCUGCAGCGAGCCUUCUCCUUCAUACUGGGCUCCUGGAUGAGGGAGUACCCAGAAGACUUCACUGGAGCACCGGACACGUCCUGCCUGCAACACCUGGUAACAUAUCUACACCUCAAUAUGCCUGGCUCUGUUGAGGAACAGCAGGCCCGCCUUCUGCUCAGCCAGCUGGAGCACAUGCUUCUCAAGAAGCCAGAGCUGGAGGCUGUUCCACCAACUGCCAGGCUUUAUGAGAAAACCACUGUACACCCACUGGAUCCAACACCCUGCGUAGAAGCAGUACUACCAUGUCAGUCAGAGCUGGAACUAGCUGUAGCCUCAGAGGCCCCCUCAGCUCCAGGAGCUGCAGUGGAGCUCCAACAAGAACCCCAUGCAGACGGAUGUUCUGACUCACCUCCGUCAACUGUGACCGAAGAGAUCAAUCCACCUGCAGGUCAGCCAAUGGCCCACAGCCUUGCACCAUCUCCAGCACCAAGUCUGGAUCUUGACCUGCAAGACUCAAAUGAAGAAAGAGGGGCUGAUCCCUCAGUGCCAGGGGCACUUAGCCCAGUGGUAGCAAUGGCUCUAGAGCCAGCCAUUGAUGCACCAAUACAUGCCAGUGAUGAGGGUAUGCCAGUGCCCACUCCAGAAGCCCAGCUGCCUGAAGGCCAGUGUGACCCAAUUCUGCAACCCGCCCAAGAAGGAGACGCAUCUGCAGUUCAACCAGAGCCCUCCAAACCUAUUGUAGUGAGCAGCUCAGGGCCAGAGCUAGAGGCUCCAGGAGAUGAAAGCCUGGAGUCUGUUCUCGGUCCAUCUGGGGAGCAAGUGGAGUCUCUCGGUCCAUCUGGGGAGCAAGGGGAGUCUCUCGGUCCAUCGGGGGAGCAAGUGGAGUCUCUCGGUCCAUCUGGGGAGCAAGGGGAGUCUCUCGGUCCAUCUGGGAAGCAAGUGCAGUGUUGCCCGCUUGCUGGAGAGGCUGACUGCCUUGAGUCUGUUGCUGAGCAGCCAGAGCCACCCGUACAGGAGCCUCUGCCGCCCAGCCGGGAUGUAGCACCCGUCCCAUCUGUGCAGCUGGAAGCUGACACAGGCUUAGGAGAGGACAUUCAUCCAGUUACUUAUUUUGACAAAUACUAUGAGCCGCCAGUGGCUGAAGACGCCGAUGGUGCUCUGACCUGUGCUGCCGAGCAAGAGCCUGCUGGCCCACCAGCUAGCGAGGCAGACAGGCCUGCGGAAAUAGACCCGGCUCCCUGGGAGUGCGUGGAGAUGGAGGAUGUGCAGAUUUCCUCCAGGGGGCCAUCCCGGAUGUCCAUGCUGGAGUUAGACAGUGAUGAGGAGACAGCUCGAGUGCUAGAUUGGCUGCCCGAAGAGAAGGCAGAUCAGUUCUCCAUCAUGGCCGUCAAACUGUUCAAAAGACUCAUCCCUUACCACCUUUUGAGUUACGUGUAUGUACAAGCUGACCAGGAGGAGUGUCUGGAGCGCCUGGCACCCACUCUGCUUCCCAUACUGGAGCACUGUGAGCAGGUCUCCAGUUGUGUGAUCACCACGUGCCUCGGGGACCACAGCAUGGAGGCAGCAGAGAGAGCCCAAGUGGUGCAGCACUGGAUAGAGGUGGCUCUGGAGUGCCACCUACGAAAAAAUAUCUCCACCUUAUUUGCAAUCGUGUGUGCUCUGCAGAGCAGCCAGCUCCAAGGCCUGAAGAAGACGUGGAGAUUGGUUUGCAGGGAGAGAGUAGCUGUCUAUCAGGAGCUGAGGAGGAUACACUGCCAGGAGCAAGUGUACAAGGGGCGAGAGUCCAGAUACAAGAGCUUCUGGAAGAAACUCAAGAGAGGCUGCAAGAAGCCUCAACAAUUGGACUAUCCCGAGGGCACAGUCCCUUACCUGGGCACCGUCCUCACACACCUGGCCUCACUGCACAAAGACCAAGAUUCCAAGGAUGGCUCUUGGCUGAAUGUAAAAAGAAGACGAGAGGAAUUCAAGGUGAUGGCACUAAUGAAGGAACUAAAGGGCUCAUGUCAGGAGCUCCAGGUGGUUCCUGACAUGAACUUCGUAUCUUGGUUUAACAACAUGAACCGCCUAAAUGAGUUGGAAAGCUCCAAGCUAUCCAGGGAGCUGGAGCCUCCCCGCCGGGUACUUGUCCUGAGCAGGAACAACAAGAGGAGCCCUCCCCUGAGGAAGCGCUCAGGAAAUUGCCAGGCUUUGACAAGAGAGCUCAGCAACAAUGGCAGUUCCCAGUUGGAGACAAAUGAGCAGCUCAGCGGUGGGAAUGGCAGCCAUGCACCCAGCAUGCACUUGGGCUGCUCACCCAAGCCUUCUUCACACUGCAACCGAUUAUUUCAGUCGGCCCCAAACAUCUGCAUGGCAAAGAUGACAGAAUAUGAGGGAAUCUUGCCGUUCCUGAGCCCCCAGCCCUCCCGGAGAGCUGGGCAUGGGGCUGUAUCCUAGGCUGUCCUUUCUUCAGCCAAGAUGCGUGCACUCCAACCAGAGAAAAUCAUAUUCUCCAAUGAGUUAUGGGAAAUGCGUUGCACAAUGCACAAAGACUCAAAUGUCAGGUCAUUUAGAUUAAAAACCUAUGUGGAAACACUAA
This is a messenger RNA of Dipodomys spectabilis (banner-tailed kangaroo rat), 3477 nucleotides long. RefSeq names its product ral guanine nucleotide dissociation stimulator-like. Gene Ontology annotation, biological process: positive regulation of GTPase activity; Ras protein signal transduction. The transcript is spliced from 18 exons. Gene Ontology annotation, molecular function: guanyl-nucleotide exchange factor activity. NCBI's taxonomy places the organism in Eukaryota, Metazoa, Chordata, Mammalia, Rodentia, Heteromyidae. The record is from RefSeq and is a predicted model, not a curated record. Bases 957 to 3335 code for a protein of 792 amino acids. Gene Ontology annotation, cellular component: plasma membrane.